Messenger RNA from Myotis brandtii (Brandt's bat), 1250 nucleotides. RefSeq names its product v-maf avian musculoaponeurotic fibrosarcoma oncogene homolog A (gene MAFA). Gene Ontology annotation, cellular component: nucleus. Lineage: Eukaryota; Metazoa; Chordata; Mammalia; Chiroptera; Vespertilionidae. Gene Ontology annotation, molecular function: RNA polymerase II cis-regulatory region sequence-specific DNA binding; DNA-binding transcription factor activity, RNA polymerase II-specific. The record is from RefSeq and is a predicted model, not a curated record. The coding region runs from base 1 to 1236 and encodes 411 amino acids. The transcript has 3 exons. Gene Ontology annotation, biological process: retinal rod cell development; regulation of transcription by RNA polymerase II.
AUGCCACAGCUCACGGACAGCCGCUGCCCACGGGUCCUCUGGGAGCCCCUGUCGCCAUGCCACAGCUCACGGACAGCCGCUGCCCACGGGUCCUCUGGGAGCCCCUGUCGCCAUGCCACAGCUCACGGACAGCCGCUGCCCACGGGUCCUCUGGGAGCCCCUGUCGCCAUGCCACAGCUCACGGACAGCCGCUGCCCACGGGUCCUCUGGGAGCCCCUGUCGCCAUGCCACAGCUCACGGACAGCCGCUGCCCACGGGUCCUCUGGGAGCCCCUGUCGCCAUGCCACAGCUCACGGACAGCCGCUGCCCACGGGUCCUCUGGGAGCCCCUGUCGCCAUGCCACAGCUCACGGACAGCCGCUGCCCACGGGUCCUCUGGGAGCCCCUGUCGCCAUGCCACAGCUCACGGACAGCCGCUGCCCACGGGUCCUCUGGGAGCCCCUGUCGCCAUGCCACAGCUCACGGACAGCCGCUGCCCACGGGUCCUCUGGGAGCCCCUGUCGCCAUGCCACAGCUCACGGACAGCCGCUGCCCACGGGUCCUCUGGGAGCCCCUGCUGGGACCUGGAGGCCUGCAAUUGAGUCGCCCUGGAGAAGGGGAGGGGCUGGCCGCAGACCCCGGAGAGGAGGGAGGGGCUCCACCUGGUCUGGGAGCCAGCAGCUCCGCCCGCUGCCUGGAGUUGGGGUUGCUCUGCCUGCCCUCGGCCCAGGGCGGCCUGCACUUCGACGACCGCUUCUCAGACGAGCAGCUGGUGUCCAUGUCGGUGCGCGAGCUGAACCGGCAGCUGCGCGGCGUCAGCAAGGAGGAGGUGAUCCGGCUGAAGCAGAAGCGGCGCACGCUCAAGAACCGCGGCUACGCGCAGUCCUGCCGCUUCAAGCGCGUGCAGCAGCGGCACAUCCUGGAGAGCGAGAAGUGCCAGCUGCAGGGCCAGGUGGAGCAGCUGAAGCUGGAGGUGGGGCGCCUGGCCAAGGAGCGGGGAGAUGCAGGCCCAGGGGCCGGGGCUGCACCCAGUCCUGCUGCCUGUGGAGGGGGGAGGGGGGCUCGGACCCGGCCGCGCGUUCUCUAUGCACCAGAUGGUACUGUGACUCGGCGAGAUGCAUCUUAUUUAACCUUCAAGAGGAAUGAAAGAAAAACGUGUGGCCGCGUUUCUAGCAGAAAAACCACUUUAAGCGGAGGUUUUGGCCUGAACCUCCUGGCAUGGGGGUGGGUGGAAAAAAGUGUCUCUAUUUUCAUUUAAAUUGUUUCGUUUUG